Zootoca vivipara (common lizard) is the source of this 453-nucleotide messenger RNA. RefSeq names its product interleukin-1 family member 10-like. Gene Ontology annotation, molecular function: interleukin-1 receptor binding; cytokine activity. Gene Ontology annotation, biological process: cytokine-mediated signaling pathway; cellular response to lipopolysaccharide; inflammatory response to antigenic stimulus. Lineage: Eukaryota; Metazoa; Chordata; Lepidosauria; Squamata; Lacertidae. The record is from RefSeq and is a predicted model, not a curated record.
AUGAAGAGGGACCCCUGGUUGUUCAGAUUUUGGGAUGUCAACCAGAAUUUCUUCUUCCUACAGAACAACGUACUAAUAGCAGCCCCACAAACCUCCAAUUCAUCAGAUGAGUUAAUGGUUGUACUCCCGAACCACUCUCUAGAUCAAAAAAAGCGACCUAUAUUUAUUGGCCUCAGAGAUAAGAGCUACACCCUGUUCUGUGUGAAGCCUGGUGAAGGCCAACCUCAACUAAAGUUAGAGGAGAGAGAAAUUCGUCAGCUUUAUGCAAAAAACGAGGAAUUCAAGAGCUUCACCUUCUACAGCAAAACUGAUGGCAGCGAAGAGACAUGCUCUUUACAGUCUGCAGAGUUCCCAGAUUGGUUCAUAAGCACUUCACAUGAGCCAAACAAACCUGUUGGUUUGAGUAAGCGAGGAGGGUCUGCAAAUACUCUGUUUUAUUUUGAAAUAAAAUAA